This is a messenger RNA of Magallana angulata, 871 nucleotides long. Its product is annotated as transmembrane protein 70 homolog, mitochondrial-like. The record is from RefSeq and is a predicted model, not a curated record. Lineage: Eukaryota; Metazoa; Mollusca; Bivalvia; Ostreida; Ostreidae. Gene Ontology annotation, biological process: mitochondrial proton-transporting ATP synthase complex assembly. Gene Ontology annotation, cellular component: mitochondrial membrane. The transcript has 2 exons. The coding region runs from base 107 to 829 and encodes 240 amino acids.
GCUCGAGAUCCGCAUUAUUAUUAACGACCCUGAGCCUUGCUCCUGCUGUCGGGCUCCACAAAAUUAACGAACAAUGAAGAUAUAAAUUGAUAUUGUCACGUAAAAUAUGAAUCGGAGUUUUUGCUUUUGGAUUAGGAGUUCUCAUGCAAAGCUUCAGAAGGGACUCGUCAGUUUGCCAUGGUCCCUAUGUGUCAGAACAAAUACAAUACAACCCUCUAGGAGGCUCUCAGGAUGUACGGUGAAUGGAAAAGUUUUUCCUGGUCAUAAUCCAUGGCAGAGUCCAUGUUGUGCAUUGUCAUUGCAUGGAUGUCGGCCUGUAUCCACUAAAGCCGAGAAGCAUGAAGAUUCUGGACUCUUACUAAAUGAUCCUAAGAAAGGGAAACUGGUGUACUAUGGGCCUUUUGGUAGCAGAGUUCGCGGCCUGAAGAUACUCUCCAUUUCCUCCAGUGUGACAUGCAUGAGUUUAUUUCCAUUCCUGGUCAUGCGAGCGGAGAAGCUGCCCCCCUUCUUCCAGGGAUUAUGUGGUCUGGUUGCCGGCUUCUUCAUCUUUCUUCAACCAGUGAUCAUCCAUUGGUUGGUGUAUCGCUAUGUCAUUGCUCUAUAUUAUGAUCGACAAACAAAGACAUUUACAGCAACGACAAUGACUUUUAUUGGAACAAAGAAAGACAUGAAAUUCACCAAGAAUGACAUAGAGAAAAUUGAAGUUCCAACAUUGUUUGAACGAGUGCGUGUAAAAGGUCGACCUCUCUACAUGGAAAAUGACUUUUUUUUAGAUAUUGAUGCUUUUAGAAUUAUUAUGAAUUAUGAUAACAGUGAUAAGUAUAGAUGAUUAACUUCCUGUAAUAUCAUAUUAAAAGAUUCAAAUCAAGUA